This is a messenger RNA of Pelobates fuscus (common spadefoot toad), 3191 nucleotides long. RefSeq names its product potassium two pore domain channel subfamily K member 3 (gene KCNK3). Gene Ontology annotation, biological process: stabilization of membrane potential; potassium ion transmembrane transport. Bases 394 to 1530 code for a protein of 378 amino acids. Gene Ontology annotation, molecular function: potassium ion leak channel activity; outward rectifier potassium channel activity; open rectifier potassium channel activity. The record is from RefSeq and is a predicted model, not a curated record. NCBI's taxonomy places the organism in Eukaryota, Metazoa, Chordata, Amphibia, Anura, Pelobatidae. Gene Ontology annotation, cellular component: plasma membrane. The transcript has 2 exons.
CCCAGCCUGCAGCAUGAGGAGGACACAGAGCUGUGACAUGUUGCUGGGGGCCCCUGGGAGCUCCCUGUUGUGACCCCCCCCCCUGAUCUGGAUCAGUCCUGACCCCCCUCUCUCUCCUUUGGGGAGCCCUGGCUGCACCCCAGUGUCUGCAUGGAUCCAGCCCACUGACAGUCCAUAACCCAGGAGGACAGAGGGAGAGAGAGAGGGGCCCCUGCCCCCCUGCCCCCCUCUCCCGGCUCCCAGCCUUAUAUGGAGGUGGCUGUCUGUCAGUGAGCUCCUCUGGUGGUGCUGAAAGGACAGCUCCCCCCCACUCACUCUCCGCCAGAGCAGCCAGCCAAGCACACCGCCACCCUGGCCCCCGGGGGCCACCAUGACCUGGGCGCUCUCUGCACCAUGAAGAGGCAAAACGUGCGGACCCUCGCCCUCAUCAUCUGCACCUUCACCUACCUGCUGGUGGGAGCCGCAGUGUUUGACGCCCUGGAGUCGGACGAGGAGACCAGCGAGAGGAAGCGGCUGGAGAAGAGGCGAGAGGUCCUGAGGUCCAAGUACAACCUGACCGAGGAGAACUUCAGGGAGCUGGAGGUGGUGGUCAUCAAACUCAAACCGCACAAAGCGGGGGUCCAGUGGGCGUUCGCAGGGUCCUUCUACUUCGCCAUCACUGUCAUCACCACCAUAGGCUAUGGACAUGCUGCUCCAAGCACUGACGGAGGGAAGGUCUUCUGUAUGUUUUAUGCUCUCCUGGGAAUCCCAUUGACCCUGGUCAUGUUUCAAAGCCUGGGCGAGAGGAUAAAUACCCUCGUUAAGUAUCUUCUUCAUCGUAUAAAGAAGUGCCUUGGCAUGAGGAGAGCUGAGGUAUCUAUGGCCAAUAUGGUCACUAUUGGAUUCUUCUCGUGCAUUAGCACCUUGUGCAUUGGAGCUGCUGCUUUUUCGUAUUAUGAACAGUGGACCUUUUUCCAGGCCUAUUACUAUUGCUUCAUCACACUCACCACUAUCGGAUUUGGAGACUAUGUUGCACUGCAGAAGGAUGCAGCUCUCCAAAAAAACCCUCAGUAUGUUACCUUUAGCUUUGUCUACAUACUAGCAGGGCUCACGGUCAUUGGAGCUUUCCUUAACUUGGUUGUUUUACGGUUUAUGACUAUGAAUGCAGAAGAUGAGAAAAGAGAUGCUGAACAUCGUGCUCUGCUUACUCGAAACGGUCAUUCUAGUAUUCACACAACAGACACAAGCUCCUCCGCUGGUGGAUUUCGAAAUGUAUACGCCGAGGUUCUUCAUUUCCAGUCCAUGUGCUCUUGUUUGUGGUAUAAAAGCAGGGAAAAAUUACAAUACUCUAUCCCGAUGAUAAUACCUCGGGACUUAUCCACCUCAGACACAUGUGUUGAGCAAAGCCAUCCCUCCCCUGGAAGAUAUAUGGGCACAGCAUCCAAUGGAUGCAUUUGUAACACACAACAUUCAGCCAUCAGCUCUGUAUCUACAGGACUCCAUAGUCUUUCUGCAUAUCGAGGACUCAUGAAGAGGAGAAGCUCUGUGUGAUUAAAAAAAAAAAAGUUUUACAAUAAACUACUGAAACCUAAUUGUUAUAUAUAGCAGAUUUACUGUACAUAUACCUAGAAUUAGCAUCAAAUUUUUCCACAAAAAAAAGCCAAUUUCACUGUCUAUUUCAUAAUUCAUCAUGAUCUGUAUGUCAUUUUUUCUACAGAUAUGUUAACCAACUGUUUGUAAAAGAGAAAGCAGAUAUUUCCCAUAUGUUGACAAGUAAAAUAAAGCAUCUGUGAGCUGGAAAGAGGUCUUCGAUAAGCCAGUAUAUUCAGGGGAUUGGGGGUUUAUGACACGAGCUGCUGUUGCCUGCUACCAAAGCUAGCGUAAAUGCUAAUAACCUUUUAGAACCUGUUUGUUGUUAGAUUAUAUGCAAUUACUCACUGACUUAAUUCCAGUGCUAAUUUAUUUUUGUAUUAUAAAUCAUUUUCCUAACUAAUUUGUUUCUAAAUCGUUAUCAUCUGUUCUAACCAUCCUCUAGUAUAGUGUUUGCCUGUUACAUGCUAUAUGUUCGUAUAGUACAGGGGUAAACAACCUUUGUCACUUCAUAUGUUGUGGACUACAUAUCCUAUAAUGCUGUUACAGCUAUAAUGCUGGCAAUGCAUCAAGGGAAAUGUAGUCCAAAACAUAUGGAGUUCCGAGAACUCCUUACCUCUGAUAUUAUGUUGUUUCAACUACAAUGGGCAAGGUAGCUUUCACGAUGCUUUGCUGUCCUGUUGGGGUGUUAACUACAGGUAGAAUUCCUAACAUGCUGCCCCCACAAUUCCAUGUUCUGCAUCUUUUGCGAAACUUCAUGUCCCAUUAUUCAUUUCUAGCCUACUAGGCUAGGCUACUAUAGAUUGUAGAUGAGUCAUGCAAAUAUAGACUUGUUCAACCAACAAGUGUAGACUUACCAAUCGGACCUCUAUGUUCUAGUUUGAUUCCUUAUUUACAUCCUCACCUAAAAUAUUGUCCAUUUGUUUUGUUGCAUCCUCAUAAGCUGUAAAAACACUGUCUAUUUAACACGAUCCUGUAAUUUAUUCAGAUGGUUGACACUGAUAAACAAAACACUUUAAACAUGUCUGCUGAAUUUGAGCUGAAUGAAAAAUGAUCGUACUUAUGUUAAUCAGGAGAAGAAUUGAAGUUUUGACUUUUGUAUGAUAUCAUCAAAACGUCUUCGAUUUGCUAACCAUUUACAGUUGAAACUAUGCUUUGCACUUUAACCUAGAUGAAUUGAAAUAGAUUUCGUAAAUUUAUAUUUCUAUUUUGCACCUUAAGCUGAUUUGAAUUGAAACAUUUAAUCAAAACCAGAAGAUUGUUUUAAUCUUUUUUUAAAAGAGGAAUUGUCUUGUCCCCGGGACUCCACAUUCCCAGUAAACGCUACAUUGUUCUUACUGGAGUGAGUAGUGCAGUGUGGGUAAUUAUGAAACAUACUUCCGGGAAACGUUAUCACCGCAUGAUUCCCCAGGUGAGCUCGUUCACGCUUGGGUAUCUCCUGAGAAAGGCCAUUUCACUGUGUGCACACCUGGGCGUACCAUCUAGUGCCGUGAGCAUGCAUGCAGUUUGAUGGAACCUAUAUACAUGGCACAGGUUAAUUUAAUUUACAUGGGACGUUCUGACUGUAAAUUAUAAAAUAAAUUGUUUGGUAUUUUCUAAUUAAAAUAAACAAUUCAUAGCUA